UAUAAAAUUUGGUGUAGACACUGAGAAGUUAAAUUAAUUACAAUAUUUAUUUUACUUGCCCCAUAUCAAAGACAUGUUUUAUGCAAGAAAAUGACAUUUUGACCCGAAAACAUGAGGAAUCCCCAAUUUAUGGCCAUCCUGUCAGAAAAAGGACAUGCAAACUUAAUCGCUGUUAUUUAUCCCUUUUGACCCCUGACCUUUAUCCCAACCUCCCAUAUCUGUGAAAAUGUGAUAACAUUUGAGAUUUUUACAGUGUAAUGUCUUACACACUGAGUAGGGCUUUUUUUGCUCAGCAGAUUUUUUUUCUCUUGUGUACUUUGAUCACCUUGCAAAAUAAAUAAACUAAAUGAUCGAGUUCAGUGCCUUUCAGCUCCUCACCUAAAACCCCUCACAUUUACUCUCUCUCCGGUGUCCCGCUGGCAGACCACAGGCUUUGCCUCUCGUCUUGUCUCUUUUCUCUUCAGUGGAAACAGAGGAGAAGAAGAAGAAGGAGAGCGGGGAGUUGGAGAGUGGCACUGCUGCAAGUGACAAAUUAAACGUUGUGAGAAGUACCCCAUUUAAGCUGGACCCCGCCAUCCCCCAGCUCGGGCUCUCCCACUGUGGUACGUCUCAGAUAUAUUGUCGCCCCCCCACCCUCCUCCUCCUUAAUCUCACAGAUUGUCGGCGACUUGCUGCAGUCGAUGCUGCAGUUCUGAGCCGCUCCUGCACCGGAGGGACAGCUGACUCAAUGAGAAAGACAUGCUCGCAUUCGUUCUGGUCUCUGGGUCGCUCUGGAUUAUUUUAGAGCUGAGUUCCACCCUGAUGGAGAAGAUGCAGGCCCAGGAGAUGAUGAGCGGCCUGAGGAUACCGGAGAUGGACGACAUUGGCCAGUUCUUCCGCUCCCUGCCAACGUCCACGCUGGUGGGCAUUGGCGCUCUGACCGCCGUGCUGGCGUACUGGCUGGCCACCAGACCCCGCCCCAUCAAGCCACCCUGCAGCCUGCUGCACCAGUCUGAGGAGGUGCCGCAUGAAGACGGAGGUCGCAGGUCCAUGAUGGGCGACAGGUCCAAGCUGCUGACUCAUUAUCAUGACGACGCCAGGACCAUGUACGAGGUCUUCCAGAGAGGCCUCCACAUAUCUGGUGAUGGACCUUGCUUAGGCUCGCGGCUUCCUAACCAGCCUUACAAAUGGAUGUCCUACAGAGAGGUGACGGCCCGGGCCGAGCACCUAGGUUCAGGCCUGCUGCACCAAGGCUGCCAGCCCAAUCCUAACCAGUUCAUAGGAGUGUUCGCCCAGAACAGGCCAGAGUGGAUCAUCUCAGAGCUAGCUUGCUACACCUACUCCAUGGUGGUGGUUCCUCUAUAUGACACUCUGGGCCCAGAUGCCAUACGGUUCAUCAUCAAUACUGCUGACAUCUCCACGGUCAUCUGCGACAAAGUAGAGAAAGCUCAGGUGCUUCUGGACAAUGUGGAGCGAAAGGAGACUCCGGGCCUGCAGAGAAUCGUCCUGAUGGACGCCUUCGACUCUGCCCUCGUGGAGCGCGGCAGGGACUGCAGUGUCCAUGUGCAGGCCAUACAGGAAGUCGAGGCUCUGGGCAGAGAGCACUACAGAAAACCUAUACCACCAGCACCAGACGACCUGUCCAUUGUGUGUUUCACCAGUGGAACCACAGGAAACCCAAAAGGAGUCAUGCUAACCCAUGGGAACGUGGUGGCUGAUUUCUCAGGCUUCCUCAAAGUAACAGAUAAAGUCAUUUUCCCCAACCAAGAUGAUUGCCUCAUUUCCUUCCUGCCACUGGCUCACAUGUUUGAGAGACUUAUCGAGUCUGUGGUGUACUGCCAUGGAGGACGGAUCGGGUUCUAUCAGGGUGACAUCCGCCUCCUCCCAGAUGACAUGAAGGCCCUGCGGCCAACCAUUUUCCCUGUUGUGCCUCGACUGCUCAACCGCAUGUACGAUAAGAUCUUUAGCCAGGCUAACAGCCCGUUGAAGCGUUGGCUGCUCAACUUUGCUGCCAAGAGAAAAGGUGCUGAGGUCAGCAGCGGGAUCAUUCGCAGUGACAGUAUCUGGGACAAAAUCUUUUUCAGUAAGAUUCAGGCCAGCCUGGGAGGAAGGUUGAGGAUGAUUAUAACAGGAGCGGCUCCUACCUCGCCCAGUGUCCUGGGAUUCCUCAGAGCAGCUCUGGGAUGCCAGGUGUACGAAGCGUACGGCCAGACAGAGUGCACAGCUGGCUGCACCUUCACCACACCUGGAGACUGGACCCCAGGUCACGUCGGGGCUCCGCUGCCAUGCAACCUCAUUAAACUGGUGGAUGUUCCUGAGAAGAACUACUUUGCCUCUAAGGGAGAGGGAGAGGUUUGUGUGAAGGGACCAAACGUGUUCAAGGGCUACCUCAAAGACCCAGAGAGGACGGCCGAGACGCUGGAUGCAGACGGCUGGCUCCACACCGGAGAUAUUGGGAAAUGGUUACCUAAUGGCACCCUGAAGAUCAUUGAUAGGAAGAAGCAUAUCUUCAAGUUGGCACAGGGCGAGUACAUCUCCCCUGAGAAGAUCGAAAAUAUCUACAUCAGGAGUGAACCUGUGGCACAGCUCUAUGUUCAUGGAGACAGUCUGCAGUCCUGUUUGGUGGGAAUUGUGGUUCCUGACCCUGAAGUCAUGCCUGAAUGGGCCAAGAAGAAACGCAUUUUAGGUACCUACAAGGACCUCUGUAAAAACACGGAACUAAAGAAGGCAAUCCUUGAAGAUUUGGUGCGUCUGGGCAAAGCCAGUGGCCUCCACUCUUUUGAGCAGGUGAAGAACAUCUACAUUCACAAUGAGAUGUUCUCCAUUGAAAACGGGCUCCUGACUCCAACACUGAAGGCUAAGAGACCGGAGCUGAAGGAGUUCUUCAAGGAGAAGAUUGACCAGCUCUACAGCAGCAUCUCCAUGUGAAGGCCGGCAGACCUCAUUGUCCCCUAAGCAUCUUAAUACUAAGAUCUGCUUUGACCGUUGACCUGCAGUGGUCAAAGAUGCGACACCUUAGACUUAACAUGCUUUGGGAAAACAAGCCAAAUCUGGCUCUACUGUGGAAGAUUUAAAUGCCUAAAUAAAAAUAAAUCAAAAAAAGAAAUAAAGUGAAAUACAAUGCACAUUGUCAUAUGUAUUUCCUUUUUAUGUAUACAUUUACUGUGUCAUAAUUAAAUGACAACAUAUGUUAAAAGGGCAGUUAUUUAGCUUUUAGUCUUUAAUAACUGUUAAUUGUUUUUCAUUGUGACAUGAAUAUUCCAUGCCACAUUAAAAACAAAUAACAUCAACAAAGGUGUUGCAUUUUUGUUGCACUACUCCAUUUCAGUAUUGUCCAACAGAAAGCAGCAUCGACAAUGCUAAAUCCAAAACAUUGUCAUUAGGUUUCAUUUGAGGGGGCAAGGGGUCUUUGUAUUUUCUAAAAUAGAGACACUUCACUGAUGCCAAAAUGAAAAACAAUCAGCCAUAAGAUCACAAAUUUAGAGAUGGAGCUUGUCUGCAUUGGCACAUUCACUGAUGAUAGCCCUUCACAUUAGAACAGUUUCCAGUGAGUUAGCCAGCUGUUGUGAUGCUACUAUUGACUGUACAUUUAGUUACAUUUAUGAUUAUCUGUAGUUUUAAGGGAUGGAUUGUACUGCAGGAAGUUGUACAAACUUGGCACAAUUAUCCAUAUGUGUUGACAGCUCAUUAGGGUUAGUUAGCUAGGGUUCACUUACAGAAAACACUGAUUGGUUUAACGGAGGAGGAUAUGCUAACACUAAUGGCUGUCUACAAGAUAAAUAACUUGAAUUGCCUUAAGGGCUGAAUGUGAGACUACAGGGUGGAUGUAUUUUGCAGUGCAUUACUUUAUUACUACCAACAAUCAGCUGUUAAUGUUGCUUUUGUUCUACAAAGACAAAAAUUUUUACAUUUUUGAAAAUGUCUUUAAGAAGACCUUUUGUACCUGCAAGUUUGUUUUUUUUUAAAAUCUUAUUUGCAAAAACUUUUAGACCUAUCACUUUCAUCAGCAGUAGUGACGUUAUGUCUAAUUCCAGUGAUAAUAAGCCCAUCGUCAAGCUGUGUUGGCUGUUUUUCAUUUUGGCAUUGACAAUGUGUUUUAAAUGUUAAAUCUUUUUUUAGGAAAAAAAUGGCUUGCAUUGGCUGGACAACACUGAACAAGACAAAAAGUUAAGUGAUUGUCCUUUUAACAUGUUUUUCUUCCGAUUAUGACAUAGUAAAUGCGUAAUACACAAUGUGUAAUGUUUUUCACAUUCUUGGUUAUAUUUGUUUUCAUUUAGUCAUGUUUAAUCUUCCAUACACUGCUACCUGCUAUCCACCCAAACAAACCAUCAAAUGCCCUGUCCCCAGCAGCAGAAACUCAUCAGCACUUUUACGUUACACAAAGUCCAUUCCUACUUCCUUUCACUCUUGCUUCUCUUCUCUCCUCCAUCAAUUUAAACCUACCAGCCAAACAGAACCAAAAUCCACAGUUGUAUGACAGCAAGCGUGAUGUCUUUGUGUAUAGUGUAGCUCAAGGGGAUAUCUACUGUAGAUGUGUGACAAUACUGACACCUUGUGGGACAGCCAAGGACUUAUCCAAAGUGGAAAACAGUAGGACUGACACAACAAGGACUGAAGUUAUGUUUAAACCCAGACAUCAUGCAAUUAGACCAAAAUCCUCCUGAUUGAGAUCAGAAUUAAAUUAAUAAGGUAAAGAGAGUAGCAGCUGGACUGUUGUCCACACUGUUUCAUGUGGAGCAUCUCAAUGUUUGAGCCACAUCCAAUUUCAUGUAUUCAGUCAUUCAUUAAGUCAUCUCUAUAUGGCUGUGAUCAGCAGUUUAGUAUGCAUGCUCCUUGUUUAUAUGAAGGACUGGCCCACUGAAACAGUCAUUGAAGUUCAGACUGCACAGUUGAUAAAUUCACAACUUUCUUUUCAUCCAUCUUUGCACAAAGAGUAUGUCAGGUAAAAGAAAACAAAAAGAAAUAAUGCAAAACCAGGGCACAGGGCAAUGCAUGCAGUUUGCCCUGCAGUGCUGGGACCGUUAGCAUUUGACUUGAAAAAGGCAAAGUAAUUCUUUGUGGCCAUUAAUAGCAGGUUGUAUACAGCUGCCCACAGCCACUGCUGCUAGUGCAAGGCUUUGUAAUGUAGGCAAAGCUGAUGAAUUCCACUCACUGAAGGUAAAUAGAAAAAAACAUCAACUUUUAAACAAAAGAAACAAUUUUUUUGAAGGGGUUUACACAUAGAAGUAAUGUAUAGGCUUUUUAAGUUGAUUACCGUCCCAAAGCAUAAACAAUGUGGAUGUACAUAAAUGAGGACAGCUAGAUGUAAGCAUAUUUAUUAAAUCAAUGGUUUGAAUGGAUUUUUUUUCUCUCUUUUUGCGUGUAGUGAGAUGAAUUGUACUUAUUUAUUUAUCUAUUCUGCUGUAAAAUGGAAUCAGCACCAUAUCCUUGUAAUGAUUGAGUGCAGCAAUAGGGAUGAGGGAUGAUGGGGAAUAGGACAAGGGCAAUGAAAUAAAAGAUAUUCUGGAAUGAUUUUAAA
Molecule: messenger RNA, 5497 nt
Organism: Lates calcarifer (barramundi perch)
Lineage: Eukaryota; Metazoa; Chordata; Actinopteri; Centropomidae
Gene: acsl6
Product: acyl-CoA synthetase long chain family member 6
Exons: 23
Coding region: 739-2907 (722 amino acids)
Biological process (GO): long-chain fatty acid metabolic process; very long-chain fatty acid metabolic process; long-chain fatty-acyl-CoA biosynthetic process
Cellular component (GO): endoplasmic reticulum; membrane
Molecular function (GO): arachidonate-CoA ligase activity
Source: RefSeq, a predicted model, not a curated record